Molecule: messenger RNA, 867 nt
Organism: Pyricularia pennisetigena
Lineage: Eukaryota; Fungi; Ascomycota; Sordariomycetes; Magnaporthales; Pyriculariaceae
Exons: 1
Coding region: 1-867 (288 amino acids)
Source: RefSeq, a predicted model, not a curated record
AUGAACCGUAGACCCUCGAUGGCUACAGAAAACGUUGCUGCCGCGGCUGAACCUUCGUUACCCCCGAGAAGGCGACCACUACGGACAUAUGGAAAACGAAAGGCGGGCAUAGAACGCGACGCGGACAAGCCUCAGCCGAAGCGAAUCCGGGCCCCGAAACCCGUACCAGCGACGGAGCCUCGAGGCCAUCGAACCAGGAUCGAGUCUCCGUUCGAGGAUUCUUGCAUCUAUGUUCGCACCUCGCCAACUCCAUCGCCAUCCCCGUCGCCAUCCCCGUCACCAUCUCCAUGUUCAUCGCCGGCCAAAAACGCCCCAAAAACCUCUAUAUUACGAUAUUUCAAGAAAACCACAGCCAUCCCCGCCCCUCUCCCCAGUCCGACAAGAUCACAAACAGCCGACGGUUCAGAGCCACCUUCAUCGCCUGUGAUUCCGCCUCCUCCUCCAAGACGAAGCUUGCGCGCUCCCAGACGACUUACCACUCGGCCAGAAAGGAUUAUGGAUGCAAGGGAUGAAAACCCAUCCAAUUCCAUACAUGUAACCAACAAGUCUGCUGAAGCCGCAGACGCGGAUCAUUUUUCUCCUGGUAAUCGUCAAACGGCACUGAAGGAGGACUCCGCAAACUCAAGAAGGACAAAUCCAUGCGGUUGCCAAUGCAAACCCUGUUUACACGAAACUAAGCCGGGCUCUAGGCGGACCAUCAAGUCGCCUUCUAGCACCAUCCAGAUGACACUAAGUCUGUCAGCACGGAGCAGUAGUAUCACACAGUGUCGGGAAUGCGACAUGCUCUACAACCCACUACACCCAAGCGACGUCAAAAAUCACGCAAGGCACCAUGCUGCAUUGGCCAAGAUCAGGGCUCAAGGCUGA